Messenger RNA from Ornithorhynchus anatinus (platypus), 1446 nucleotides. RefSeq names its product basic helix-loop-helix family member a15 (gene BHLHA15). The transcript has a single exon. NCBI's taxonomy places the organism in Eukaryota, Metazoa, Chordata, Mammalia, Monotremata, Ornithorhynchidae. The coding region runs from base 812 to 1345 and encodes 177 amino acids. Gene Ontology annotation, molecular function: protein dimerization activity. The record is from RefSeq and is a predicted model, not a curated record.
UCUGGGCAGCUUUUAACUGUUCACAUCACUUCUGUACCCUAGUGAUUUAAAUUGCAGUCGUCUGGAUUGAGCCAAACAGAUAAAUAUGUCGAUCCGGUUAUUAGUCAUCGCCAGACUCGGUAUCUUUAUUGCUAAGAUUUACACAGCCGGUCGGUCCCCUGCCCCCUGGUGUGGUGAUAUAUCGUCAUCGAGGGGUAAAGAGCUGAGUUCUCCUCUCCCCUAGAUCUGGAGGGUCUCAGUCUCGGGGAGGCCGGAACCCACCAUGUCCCAGAAUGGGAGUGAGGAUUACCUGGAGGACGGCUUCUCUCGCCCAGGAAGGGGGUGAGUGUAGUGGGACGGUGUUGAUGGGAGACCCGGCUGGCUGCAGAGGUUUGUCUUUGAAGGGCAGAAAAUUCACCAGAAGGAAAAAGUUCAACUAUAAACUCUAGGAGUAACUGAUUAUCUGAACUAAUUGGAAAUAGAGUAUUUGGAUAAUCCACCUGAACAGGCUAGACCUUUACCCGGUUGUCCAGUAUCUUUUUUUAGUUGGAAAAAGAGAAAGUGAUCCAAGCUAGUCUUGGUUUGACUCGGUGGUUUUAGAAAAUUGACUUUCUACGGUAACUUCCACGUAUCGCGUCCCCCGCUGAAUUAAACCUUCAGGUCACCGACGGGCUUUGAUCUGCCUGAAAGUGUGAAUGUAAAAAAAAAGUGCACCCUGGUUGUUAGGGUGUAGCAGAGGCUAGUCCUCAAAGAUUAAAUCCCUCCUUUUUUUUCCCCCCUUUCUCAAUUUGGAGAUAAGACCAGGUGGAAGUUUCCUGUCUUCCACUGAAAUAUGAAGACCAAAAACAAACCCACGAAGCACAGGACUUCAGCAGACAAAGAGACGCUUCAUGGUGAGCCAACACCCAGCAAGCAGGAACUGACAAAAUGUUUGAGAAACAGGGACAGGAGGAAGGGGGAGAGAGCGGUAGAUGGCGGCAAGUUAGUCGGCUCCCGAAAAAAGCCCUCCCCAGGCAGCCGGGAGUCCAGCAACCUGAGGAGACUGGAGAGCAAUGAGAGGGAACGCCAGCGGAUGCACAAGCUCAACAACGCCUUCCAGGCCUUGAGGGAGGUCAUACCCCAUGUCCGGACAGAGAAGAAACUCUCCAAGAUCGAGACGCUCACCUUGGCCAAGAAUUACAUCAAAUCGUUGACCUCCACCAUCCUGAAUAUGUCCAACGGCUGCCGGCCUCGUCUGGAAGGGGACGGUGCGGCCCACGGGUCCAAGUUCUACCAACACUACCAACAACAACGAGGCGAGGAGGAGAGCGACGGACACCUAAAGAAAUACUCCACGCAGAUCCACAGCUUCCGAGAAGGUAGCUAGAGCCGGCCAUCUCCUUCAACCAGAGUUAGGAGGACUUUGGAGUCUUGGAUCAUUCCGGGCAGGCAAAGUGUUAAAAAUACACUAGUUCUUUUGGCGAGCUU